Molecule: messenger RNA, 1794 nt
Organism: Diaporthe amygdali
Lineage: Eukaryota; Fungi; Ascomycota; Sordariomycetes; Diaporthales; Diaporthaceae
Exons: 2
Coding region: 1-1794 (597 amino acids)
Source: RefSeq, a predicted model, not a curated record
AUGACUUCACCCUUUCACAUCUCGAGGGGCCUCGACAUUUGCAUCUCAAGCGGUUCAUCCGGCAUCACAGUCACGCCUAGCAAGAUGCGCCCCUCGACUUGCAGCUCCACGCUACCGCUCAUAAGCCUCUUAUGGCUCGCCCUCACAAUCCACCUCGCACAGUCAUGGGGCUGGGGGCCGUACGACAAUGAAUGGAGGAAACAUAUCAAGCCUGUUCACCACCCGGAGCUCGUGUACCGUGUCGUCGUCCCGCGGAACGGAAGCACACCAACCUUCAGUGGCAACGGCACCCUGACCAGGACAAAUGCGACGGGCUCUAUUCCUCUGACCACUGCCAGGCCAACGCCUGUCGCCAACUCGAGUAUCGAUACCUCGUGCGGCGGGACCUCUCCCUUGUACAACCUCCAGGUAUCCCGGGCCGACGGGAGCAUCUUCAACGGGUGGUGGCUCAAGCUCUCAGGCAACCAGGCUCUAUUCACAUCACAAAAGGAGAAGGCGACCGGGUUUGGCAUCAACCAGGGAACAAAACAUCUUUGCAUACCGAAAGCCGGAGAUUUCCCAUUAAUCGCGAUUGUCGAGACGAGGCUUGACAUCGGCCCGCUUUAUUUCCUUGACGCCAACUUCUCGACGGGCUACAAGCCGGAUUAUGAGCCCCUUGAAUGCAACAGCUUGGGCGGCGAUGGUGGGGUCCAAAUGUCACUGGCGUACAAAAACAUCGCAGUUGACGCCUCACAGCCAGCCUUCCGGUCCUUUCCACUUCUCAGUAACAGUAACAUCACAGUGACUGAAGACUUCAUCAUGGUCCGCACCCGAAAGAAAGAGUACGACAAGGCACUGCGCCACCAGCAGCAGUCAGCAGCAGGGCAGACCACCAAUGUGGCUCCAGUUGCAUCGGAAGGCAAUGAAAAUGACGCGUCUGAAACGCUACUCUUUGGCAAGAAGAUGCACAGUCGGACAUUCACCAGAUUUAGAGAGCUGCCCAUCGAGCUGCGUUUGAUGAUCUGGAAAUUUGCCAUGGUUCCUCGACUCGUCAUGGUCAACUUCAAGGAUGCAGAGACGCGCAGCCAGGCAAGAAGACGCAAAACCCAACGGAGCAGCGAGAUUCAUGCCAUUCCUGCUUUGCUCGCAGUCAACAAUGAGGCACGAAAUAUCGCCAUUCGUACCUACACCUGGAGAUUUACCAUUUAUAUCAACUUACGCCACCACGGCCUUUUCGGGAGGGGUGAGUGGGAGCACGCCCGUGCGCGCGUCGUCAUGUCACCCGAGGACACCCUGGGAUUCUUUCGCUGCAAAGUCUACCACCGCCGGACAGUAUCUGUCUCGGGGUGUAAUAUCGAAGAACCAGACUCCAGCAGUCCAUGGGCCAGACACCCUACUAUCACAGUAUCACCAGUGUCGCUUCAGAAGGUGGCCAUAUUGGGCUGGGCCAUCAAGUCGAAUCCCAGGAUCGUCAAAGCUCUCAAUUCGAGCAUCUGGGAUCUGGAUUCGAUACUUCAUUCCGACUCUACCGGUGCUAGGACUUUGCGUCCGCCGCAUGGUCCUUGGCAAUGCUAUGACGAAUUGGCGGAGUUCCACGAGAAGCGCAACAUCGUGAUUCGAACCGCCACAGAGGACAAGAGCUUCCGAGAAUGGGCAGAAAAUUAUGUUGCAACACGUCGUCCGUAUCACACGAACCCCUAUCAGAAGGUCAAGAAUCAGGACCUCGACAUCUUGGCCUGCGAGUUCAAGAAUGGGAAGCCAGGUGCGGUGAAGUGGUCGACUUUCCGGGACAUGCUGUCUUCGGUGCACACAUGA